AAUUUUAGUCGCAGGGUGAGUUCUUGGAUGUUUUCUUUUUUGACGUUUCUUUCAUUCCACAAAUCAAAACACCAAAAACACCACCACGUUUUUAAAGUGAACUUCUUCGCAUUAUUUUAGAACAUUACUUACUCGUUACUUUGAAGUGCCAAACCGCUGCCAGCCACGAUGCCGAAAGUCAGCUCCCGUUCGGGGCCUCCCCGGAAGCUGUCCACGAACAAAUCGAAGCACUCGAUGAAUCCGGAACGCUCGACCGAAGGCUUGAAAGGGGUGGCCAAACCACGAACCAAAUCCACCAUCAAGCGGCUGCAGAUGUACCGAAAUUUCAAGGCCAAGCGGGACCGGAGGGGUAAGAUUUUGACGCCGGCACCGUUCCAGGGAUGGGUUGCCAGCGGAACGGUGGCUCGGGUUGAACCUUCGCCCAAAUGGUUCGCCAACUCGCGGGUAAUUUCGCAAAGUUCGCUGCAGAAGUUCCAGGAGGAGAUGGGGAAGGCGAUCAAGGAUCCUUACAAGGUGGUGAUGAAGCCGACAAAUCUGCCGAUCACGCUGCUGAACGAGACGGCACGGUAUCAGAGAGUGCAUUUGCUGGACACGGAAAGCUUCGAUACGACGUUCGGCCCUAAGACGCAGAGGAAGAGGCCAUCGCUGAAGGUGCGCGAUUUGGAGGACUUAACCAAAAAUGCGGAGGAAUUGGCGGAUCGGUAUGACGAGGGCAAGGAUCGUGAUUUGGAACGGGAAGAUGAAGGAGUGAAGGAUCAAGUGCGGGAGUGGAUCUUUGCUGCCGGGCAGAGUAAGCGGAUUUGGAACGAACUACACAAAGUGAUUGAUUCGGCGGACGUGUUACUGCAGGUAUUGGAUGCCCGUGACCCGAUGGGAACGCGGUCAAAGUAUAUUGAGGGAUUUUUGAAGAAGGAGAAGCCUCACAAACAUCUUUUCUUCAUUUUAAACAAAGUGGAUUUGGUUCCGAUUUGGGUGACACAGCGUUGGGUGGCUUUGCUGAGUAAAGAGUAUCCGACCAUCGCCUUCCAUGCUUCAUUGACGCAUCCUUUCGGUAAAGGAGCAUUGAUUAAUCUCCUGCGGCAGAUCGGAAAGUUACACGUCGACAAGAAGCAGAUUAGUGUUGGCUUCAUUGGAUAUCCAAACGUGGGAAAGUCGUCCGUUAUUAACGCCCUUAGGAGUAAGAAAGUGUGCAAAGUGGCGCCAAUCGCCGGGGAAACAAAAGUUUGGCAGUACAUCACGCUAAUGAAGAGAAUUUUCCUGAUCGAUUGUCCUGGCGUGGUUUAUCCGACAGCCGAAACCGACACCGAGAAGGUUCUGAAAGGUGUCGUCCGAAUAGAGCUGGUGAACAACCCGGAAGAUUAUAUUGAGGAAGUGCUGAAGCGAAUUCGGAAGGAGUAUCUCACAAAAACUUACGGACUCUCCGAAUGGAGUUCGCACAUCGAUUUCCUCGAACAGAUAGCCAAAAAAUCCGGAAAGUUGUUGAAAAAGGGUGAACCCGAUGUGCAGACGGUGGCGAAAAUGGUUCUGAACGACUGGCAGCGCGGUCGAUUGCCGUUCUAUGUGCCUCCAGAGGGAUUCGAAAUUCCUAAAUCUGUGCUGGAUCAGACUGCGGAUGCAGAAAAAACUAUCACGGAGGACGACCAAAAGAGUUCGUUUUCGGGAGUGACGGCCACUCCAACGAUACCUGAUUCGAUCAAGAAGGGUAAGGAGCUGUUCCAGAUUCAGGACUUCCGCAAGAUUAAAGUGAAUUUGGAAUUCGAGAGCGAGGAUGUCCGCGAGAUUGACAAGAUCGAUCUGGAACUGUUAGAAAAGCUGAAGGAGGAAAAGAAGCAAGAGGCAAAGAAGAAAAAGGAGUCCAAAGGUCAGAGUCUGGAAAAAGAGGAUGACGAUUCGUCCGGAAUUUCCGAUUUCUAUUCGGAGGAUGAGUACGAUGAGGAGAUCGGGAAGGUUGUUCACAAGAGUGCCAAGAGCAAGUCGGUCGUGCCCGCUGAUAAGAGUAAAACAAAAUCAGCUAGCGGAAGCUUCGAAGUGGAAGAAGAAUCAUCCGAGACAGCAAAGGGAUUAUCUAAAAUGACGGCCAAGCAGCGAAGGGCCGUUGAAAGGGCAUCCAAGCGCAAGAAGAUCGGUAGCAACUUCUACGAGACGCAUAACGUUAAGAAUCGAAACAGGAACAAGAAGCCGAAGGCGCCCUAAAAUUGUUUUUCGUGUUGACGUAGCAUUAAUUUAGAUAGUUAAGCAGAUCUUUCAAUAAAAUUAUCCUAAUAA
Molecule: messenger RNA, 2265 nt
Organism: Armigeres subalbatus
Lineage: Eukaryota; Metazoa; Arthropoda; Insecta; Diptera; Culicidae
Gene: Ns2
Product: nucleolar GTP-binding protein 2
Exons: 2
Coding region: 169-2193 (674 amino acids)
Cellular component (GO): nucleolus
Molecular function (GO): GTP binding
Source: RefSeq, a predicted model, not a curated record